This is a messenger RNA of Aureobasidium musti, 1653 nucleotides long. NCBI's taxonomy places the organism in Eukaryota, Fungi, Ascomycota, Dothideomycetes, Dothideales, Saccotheciaceae. The record is from the annotation of a GenBank genome assembly.
AUGCUGUCUUCACUCUCAAACAUCUUCCUCGUCUGCUCAAUCCUCUUUCGUAACGCUAUAGCCGCACCGACAUUGAUCGCAGACCGAUACACCAUCAAAGAGCGCCAUGAUGUACCUCAAGACUGGGACAGGAUAGGUGCCGUGCCGGAUUCCCAUACGAUCAAUCUCCAUGUCGGCCUUAGACAAAACAACCAAGACAAAGUCGAGAGGCAUGUACUAGAGGCCUCAAAUCCAUCUCAUUCAAGCUAUGGCCAGCACUUGUCUGCCAGAGAGAUUCAAAAGCUCAUUUCACCUUCAGACGAUACUGUUCAGGUGGUUUUCUCCUGGUUAACCGAACACGGAAUCACAAAUGCGAAACUUAGCUCCUCCCGAGAUUGGAUUACCGCAAGUGUACCUGUUCGAAGCGUCGAACGGCUUCUGAAUACUACCUACUCCGUGUAUCAGCACCAGGAUGGGUCGAUAUUGAUCCGGACACCCGAAUGGUCUUUGCCACAACGACUUCACGAUCAGAUCGAUCUGAUCCAGCCCACUACCUCGUUCUUCAGGGCCUCCAAGCUCACGAGUGACGCUAUGAAAGAAGGAGGCCCGAGAUCAUGGCAUAAGUCUCCAAGCAAAGGCUGGCGCAAGCCACCUAAGAAUCAUACUCAGAAGCGUUCGGACAUCAGAUCAUACCUUGAGAAGUUCCGUCCUGAAGCUGUAGGCAUUGCAGACACUUUCCAAAUCGUCAAGAUCGCGGGAGCUCAAGACAACCAAGGAGUUCUCAGUGAUGAUCAGCUUGAAGCUGGAUUGAAUUUGGAGAGUGAUAUGGAUGCUGAGUUGGCCAUGGGUAUUAGCUGGCCAACUGAUUUUAUGGCUUGGUCGACUGGUGGAAUGCCACCUUUUAUACCAGAUCUAGCUACUCCAACAGACACCAACGAGCCUUAUCUGGAAUGGAUGACAUAUGUACUAGCACAAGACACCCUGCCGCAGGUGAUCAGCAUAUCGUAUGGGAAUAGCAAACAGACCGUACCAUACUCGUAUGCGAAAAGAGUUUGCGAUGGCUUCAAACAACUUGCAGCUCGCGGUAUAUCUGUGCUGGUCUCUAGCGGCGACUAUGGUGUAGGUCCAAAUGGGACUUGCUUCUCCAACAGCAAUGUCUCCCAGUCCAGGUUCCUUCCUAUGUUCCCUGCAUCUUGUCCUUGGGUUACCAGCGUAGGCGCGACUGAGGAAUUCGAGCCUGAAGUUGCAGUAUCUCGCUUCGGCAGCGGUGCUGGCUUCUCGAACUACUUCCCUAUGCCAUCAUACCAGACGAAUGCCGUAGAUGGCUAUCUCGACAAGAUAGGAAACCUCUACGAAGGACUGUACAACUGCUCUGGAAGGGCGUAUCCAGAUGUCGCAGCACAAGGCAAUCACGAUGUCGUCGUCUGGGAAGGCAAUAUCACCACUAUUGGUGGAACAAGUGCAUCAGCACCGACUUUUGCGGCAGUCAUUGCAUUGGUCAACGAUGCACUCAUCGCAGCUGGCAAACCACCGCUUGGUUUCCUCAACCCGUGGAUCUAUAGUAGAGCGUUUGCUGCUCUCACUGAUAUCACCGAAGGGUCUUCGAUUGGCUGCAAUACAAGCGGAUUUCCUGCCGAAGUUGGUUGGGAUGCAGUGACUGGAUUUGGAACACCA